Molecule: messenger RNA, 2395 nt
Organism: Entelurus aequoreus (snake pipefish)
Lineage: Eukaryota; Metazoa; Chordata; Actinopteri; Syngnathiformes; Syngnathidae
Gene: cdipt
Product: CDP-diacylglycerol--inositol 3-phosphatidyltransferase (phosphatidylinositol synthase)
Exons: 6
Coding region: 357-995 (212 amino acids)
Biological process (GO): phosphatidylinositol biosynthetic process
Cellular component (GO): Golgi apparatus; membrane
Molecular function (GO): CDP-diacylglycerol-inositol 3-phosphatidyltransferase activity
Source: RefSeq, a predicted model, not a curated record
ACUCACAGUCGGGUUUCUGCUGUAUGGGGGAGAGGAGACACAAACCGGAAAUACAAUCAUCACAAUUAAAAGCAUAGUGGUUCUCGCCAAAAUUGCACAACAAAUGAUAGCAUUUUCUAACUUGUCUCUUGAUCAUGUGUUUCCUCAUAGUGCGAUUAAAAAAAACAAAUCUCUUAUAAUAGGAACAUAACGCUUUUUAUUUCUUAAAAACGAAUAUACCGGAAGUGGCCACCUUGAACAACACCUCGACGACAAGCUUCUACUUGAGGAAGGAUUCCUUUAGCCAACCCAAAUAAUUUUCUACGACCUGCAGGGCGUAUUUUCUCUUUGAAGUGAAUUGUCCACCCAACGCAAAAAUGACACAGGAGAACAUAUUUCUCUUUGUUCCCAAUUUGAUCGGCUACGCUCGCAUCAUCUUGGCGCUGCUCUCCUUCUUGCUGAUGCCUUGCUGUCCGUGGUCCGCCUGCUUCUGCUACAUGCUGAGCGCGCUACUGGACGCCUUCGACGGCCACGCCGCCAGGGCGCUCAACCAAUGUACCCGAUUUGGCGCCAUGUUGGACAUGCUGACUGACCGCUGCGCCACGAUGUGUUUGCUGGUCAACCUGUCGCUGCUGUACCCUGCCUACACAUUCCUCUUCCAGCUCAGCAUGUGUCUGGACAUCUCCAGCCACUGGCUGCACCUGCACAGCUCCACCAUCAAAGGCGCAGCCAGUCACAAGAGCAUCGACCUUUCCGGCAACCCCAUCCUGCACCUCUACUACACCAACAAGGUGGUUCUCUUUGUCAUGUGUCUGGGCAACGAGCUUUUCUUCUGUCUGCUCUACGCCCUCCAUCAUGUCCAGCAGCCUGAAGCAUGGCUGUACUGGCUGCUGGGACUCAGCGGGGUGGUGUGCGUGCUCAAGUCGGCCAUCAGCGUGGUGCACCUCAUUACCUCCUCCCAGAACAUGGCCGCCAUGGAUGCCGCAGAGCGCGAGAUAGCCAGGAAGACGCAGUGAGAGCGCCUACGACGUCUUUUGACUGCUUUAAGUAUUGUUGACUCUCGCUGGUUUAUGUGUGACUUCUUUUGGUAAUCAGCCUUUUUUAAUUAUUUAUUCUUCUGGGGACCUCGAGCCAACUCGUGUUUUUUGCACAGAUUUUAGCCACAAACUGACAUAGCUUAGCAUUGAUGGGUGUAAUUAUCUUUUAUGUUUUGAAAAAAGGCCCUCGUGUAAAAAAGUUUUCCAUCAUGUGUGCUAAAUUGUGUUGAACUGUAUCUUUUUUUACACUUGUGCUGCUCUAGUUGAUCUACAAUGGGUGAUGUUAUAUUUGCAGAAUGUAUUUUUAGAGAAUAUCAGUAUACACAAGUUUUAACUCUGCAACAGUCGUCCCCCGUUUAUCGCGGUUAAUUGGUUCCCAGCCUGACCACCGAAACAGAUAUUUGCAAAGUAGGAUUAUUAUUGAUAAACUAAAUAUUUUCAGAAUUACACCAUUAUUAGAGUCCUGUAAACAUAACAUUCAUAUAGUCCCAUUUUCACCCAAUAUAGUAGCCUUGAGUGUGUUCUACUGUACAUUACAGUACUCACUGGUAGCCUGGAGGAUCCUCCAAGCUUAAUUUCUAUGGUUGUCACCAAGUCACUACAACACAACCACUACCUGGAAAUACUUUAUCACAUCCUGGUUAAUUCCUUUAAGUUAGAACAUGUGCUGAAACCACAGGGGUAAAUUGUUCUGCAAAAGUUGGUAAACUUGACAGUCUCAGCUACGACCAUGAGCUGUGUUGUUAGCAUUCCAUGCAGUACAUUUUGAAGAUGAAGUGUCUCAACAGUUAAUCUCCACUUAGCGUCGCUAACAGCUGCUGAUAGCCGAUUGCAGUCUUGUUAACAUUAAAUGCCGUACCAGUACUGCUAAAACUUGUCUUGUCUUUUGACAUCACUCAAGUCAAAGACUCACCGAGGUGGAGAUGUUAUUGAUGAGGCAGGAGUUAAGUUCGAGUACAUCAGAAAGUUGCUUUGUCAAAAGUUGGUCAACUUGCUUGUCGCUGUGAAAGAUAUCGCCAAGAUUAUCCGCCAUGUUGUUAGCAUCCUUCACCCUUAACCCAGAAACAAAGACUUCAUUGUUGUUCACCACAAUAUGAUGUGAAAUAAUACAAUGUAAUAAAAUUAAGACUUAAUUUAACACUUAAUAAAAGGUCUAUAAUCUGCGAUACAAUAAGGCUGCGAUAUUUGAAAUGUAAUGUGGCGAGGGACGACUGUAAACAUUAAGAUAUUAAAAAACAUAUAUACUUAUGUGAUCAUUAGAGUGUAAGGAGUUUUGACUUAGGUCAGGUCUUCAGGUCACCAUCUAGAAAUGAAAUCAGAUGUGAUGACAGAUUUGCUUGCAUUGCACAUAAUGGAGGGAAUAAAAGUCAUCAUCCAAA